AAUCGCUUCCUUUUCUCUAUGGAAAUAUAUUUCAUCCGCUGCAGAAAUUAUCUUGUUUCACCUUUUGCCGAGCGACUAUAAAUUAGACUUUUCAUGCAGAAUCACAUGUUCGCCAAAAAUGUCUCAAAAUAUCAGAGAUAUUUCACUCCCAGAUCUUAUUUGCAUAGAAUGAGUGGAUAUUUUCCGCCAGCGUUCAACGUCCUUGGAAGAUUUCGGAUAUCUGGAAUGUCAUACUAUGCUCACGGCACUCCAACGUACACAUGUCCUCCAUGGCCACUGCGCUUUUGGUAACCAGCUUUCUCUUCACACUGAGCAGCACAGAACUUCAACCCCACCGGACUGUAGUGGAUCUUCAUCGCCUGAAAUCUUCUGCUCGAGAACAUCCACUGGAUCCCAAUAAACCCAACAUUACCAUAGGUUUCCUUUGCUCCUUCAAGUAUUUGGGGAAUCUGAUAGCUGGAGCUAUUCCCUUAGCGGUAGAGAUGGUCAAUGAAAAUCCAUUAUUACUACCCGAUCACAACCUAAGGUUUAUGUAUCUCGAUUCUGGAGAACCGAACACUGCGGUCACAAUAAGAAAGAUGACUCAGAUGAAGGACGAUGGAGUUACAGCUUUUAUUGGUCCAGAUCACAGCUGCGUGUCAGAGGCUCUCGUCGCCGCUGCGUGGGAUAUACCAAUGAUCACAUAC
Stegodyphus dumicola is the source of this 686-nucleotide messenger RNA. RefSeq names its product guanylate cyclase 32E-like. Gene Ontology annotation, cellular component: plasma membrane. Gene Ontology annotation, molecular function: adenylate cyclase activity; guanylate cyclase activity; protein kinase activity. Gene Ontology annotation, biological process: receptor guanylyl cyclase signaling pathway; cGMP biosynthetic process; protein phosphorylation. Lineage: Eukaryota; Metazoa; Arthropoda; Arachnida; Araneae; Eresidae. The record is from RefSeq and is a predicted model, not a curated record.